This is a messenger RNA of Adineta ricciae, 1272 nucleotides long. The record is from the annotation of a GenBank genome assembly. Lineage: Eukaryota; Metazoa; Rotifera; Eurotatoria; Adinetida; Adinetidae.
AUGCCGAUGUACUCGAAUCGCGCUAAACUUAUGGACGAUGAUUGUUCCUUACUUCUUUGGUAUAAAUCACGUGUUCAAUUAAACCAAUACGAUGAAAAACAAAAUCCACAGGGUAUUUGUAACUUGGGUGUUGCGGAAAAUCAUCUCUGCGAGGAAGAAUUAAUUGCAAAAAUGAGAUCAGUAUCUUCGUGGUCAGGUCAAUUCAAUUACUAUCCAGAUUCGUCAGGUGAAUUUCCAUUCCGUCAACGACUCUGCGCAUUUUUUAGCGAAACAUUCUGUUCAAUGCAAACAACACUUGAUCCCGCUCGUAUGCUUAUCUCCAGUGGUGUCAGUGGUACUAUUGCUUUGCUUUCCGUACUUAUCGCUGAUGCUGGUGAUGUUUUUCUCAUUGCCUCCCCUUAUUACACUGCAUUCGACUUUGACGUUGCUGCUAUGGCACGAAAUUCAUUGAUUAAAUGUCCAUUGUUGAAUCAAGACAUCGGCGAAUUCAGCUUAUCGGUGGAAAUCUUCAAGCAAGGUUAUGAGAGCGCUGUAGCACAAAAUCUUCGACCACGUGCCAUUGUUCUAGUUAACCCACACAAUCCUUUGGGUGAUAUCUACGAUGAAGCGGUUAUGCAACCAAUUCUUGAGUUUGCCGCUGAGAAACGGCUCCACGUCAUUGUGGAUGAAAUCUAUGCAUUGAGUGUUUUCCAGAAUCAAAGACCAUUCAAGUCUAUCUUAAACUAUACAUCGAUACCAGAUCCAGAAAGAACUCAUUUUCUUUGGUCGUUUAGUAAAGAUUUCGCUUUAAGCGGCACGCGCGUUGGUGUUCUCUAUGCAGGAACGAAAGACAUAUGCCGUGUCGGUACUAAGCUUAACUUUCUUAUGGUACCAUCGAGUGCAAUUCAAAUGACACUGAAAUUAAUACUUGACGACCGUGAAUGGACAAAUGCAUACUUGAAACUGAACCAAUGCAGAUUAACCGAACAGUAUCAAUAUGCAAAAAAUCAAAUUGAACAGAUGGAUAAACGAAUUCGUAUUCGCGACGCUCAAGCUGGCCUUUUCCUUUGGAUUGACUUUCGAUCAAUUCUUACGAAAGUCACAUUCGAAGAAGAACAUAAAUUAUUCGACGAAUUCUUUAAUCAUGGCAUCUACAUAACCAACGGUUUAACCAUUGGCUGUUCUGAACCGGGCUGGUUUCGAAUGGUUUUUACAGUAAAAAAUAAAUGGAUUCAAGAAGGCAUCGAACGUAUGAAACAAGCUUUGAAUACUUAUAAAUUAUCUUCUUCGUAA